Molecule: messenger RNA, 416 nt
Organism: Colletotrichum phormii
Lineage: Eukaryota; Fungi; Ascomycota; Sordariomycetes; Glomerellales; Glomerellaceae
Exons: 1
Coding region: 72-416 (114 amino acids)
Source: RefSeq, a predicted model, not a curated record
CACCUCAUUCCCACCCAAUCAUAUACUUGAAAAAAAAGAAAGAUCGUCAAACUCAACCAAAGACAGUCACAAUGCAGCUAUUGACCCUCUCUACAUUGGCUAUAACCCUGCUGUGGGGUCAAGCUCUCGCAGACUGCGGUGAAGGGACUUUCAACGGCGAAGCCAAUGCAUACAAGCGAGUUUCGAACUGCAACCUUAAUACAAACAACGUCUAUUUCUGCGGCAACUCUGGGACUUCCGUGGUCCACAAGCAAAGCCAGCUUAUUCUCCGAGCUGGAAAAGUCGAUUCAACAGUCCUAGUUACCUGCAACGAAGUCGGCUUCUUGUAUCACUGUUCAGCCGGCCAAACAGGCCGGUUCAGGGAGCCGCUAUGCAAGGGCGCGGUUUGGGAAGUUGAGAAUAUUAAGGAGACUUGA